Emericellopsis atlantica is the source of this 1937-nucleotide messenger RNA. RefSeq lists its product as uncharacterized. The transcript has a single exon. The record is from RefSeq and is a predicted model, not a curated record. Gene Ontology annotation, molecular function: FAD binding. NCBI's taxonomy places the organism in Eukaryota, Fungi, Ascomycota, Sordariomycetes, Hypocreales, Bionectriaceae. The coding region runs from base 482 to 1708 and encodes 408 amino acids.
AAUAUUUGGGAGGAUGGCGCCGAAAUCCAGCUCACGCUCAAACAAGAACUAAAUCCCCUGUUGAUCUUUAUUGUUCUAAUGACUGUAGCUGACAUUACGGAUAACUAGCCAAGUUCAGUCUCCGAUCAGCGGCGAACAUUUGCCGUCUUUAGCGUUGGCCUGGCUGUGAGAAGAUGUCAUGACGUCAAUAAGGCUACUCAGCAUGGGCUGCAUGCAAUAAUAUAUCUUCAUUCCACCUUUAGCAGCCUCACCGUCGCAUCGCUUCGGACUGCGAAGAGUUCCGAACUGCGAAAAGUCCCGAGCUGCGAGUGCAAGUGCUGUGCAUAAGGUCCUUUAUCACAAGAAACGAGGGCCCAUGAAUACCAUAGCAAGCCCUUCGUUGAGCCGUCUUUAGUAUCACGUAUCCCUAACAUAAGCAACUUGGGUGUAACCAAACCUCGCGCUCUCUCACAUCUAUCCUCAAGCCUACAGCAACAUCACCAUGACUGUCCAACGCAUCCUCAUAGUUGGGGGUGGAGUCGCCGGUCCAACUCUUGCCCUGCUUCUCGCUAAACAUCUCCCUUCUUCGCAGAUCACGAUUCUCGAACGCAGCACCACUCAGUCAGAGCUUGGCCAGGUCGUUGAUAUUGAGGGACCUUCGCAGGAAAUCAUGUCUCGUCUCAAUCUCCUCCCCUUGCUACGCGAAGCAUCCACCCACGAGCAAGGAAUCGAGGUCGUCAAUGAGCAAGGUGGAUUGAUCGGUCGCUUGCCAGCCGGUCAGAGUGGUGGUGCGAGCAAAGAGAUCGAGAUCAUGAGACCAAGACUCAGCAAGGUCAUCUACAAUGCUACCAGGGAGUAUAAAAAUGUGCAGUGGAGGUUUGGCAAGACCGUCACCGCCAUAGAGGAGAGACAGGACGACGUUCUCGUGGAAGUGUCCGACGUCGAGACAAAGGAGACGCAAAAGGAUGGAUUUGAUCUUGUCGUUGCCGCAGACGGCCUACGAUCAAAAACGCGGAAUCUCAUUCUCCCCGCGAACCUGAGGAAAGACUGCAUCAAAUCGCUGGAUGUAUAUAUCGCCUUCUUCAGCUUGCCAGCGGAGGUACAGGACAGACCAUACAGCCGGUUACUCAGCUUGCCCGGAUCAAGGAACGCCCUUAUCAAGCCCAUUGACGAGAAUAUCUCCUCAGCGUACCUUAGCGUUGCCAACCAUGACGAUGAGCUCAGCGAAGCUAGGCGAUCAAGGGACACCCGAAGAAAACGAGAGAUCAUGUCGGCGAGAUUCAAGGGCAGCGGAUGGGAGACGGACCGUAUGGCACGCGAGAUUCUCACGACGGACAACUUCUAUUUUGAGGAAAUCUCUCAGAUCAAGCUGAACAAGUGGUCGCACGGGAAAUGUGUCCUGUUGGGUGAUACAGCAUGGUGUCCUUCGCCCCUGACUGGCCAGGGGACCAACACGGCUGUCUUGGGAGCGUAUAUCUUGGCACACUGCAUCAUCACCCACAGUGACAACCUUGAAAAGGCCUUUGCAGAGUACGAGCAGAUGAUGAGGGGCUACGUGGACAAGAUCCAGGCCAUUCCACUGGGGGGGAGGCUGCCCAAGCUGAUCAAUCCAGACUCAGGAUGGGGUAUCUGGAUCCAGCGGACGAUCAUAGGGGCGGUCUCAAGGCUAGGCCUGUACAAGUAUAUUCCAGAGUCAAAGGUUGAUUAUGAGGGACUACCAGAUCUGUAACACAAUUAAGCAGCAAUACCCACAGCUUCAGGCCCCACAGGUAGUUGGCUGCCAGCAAUGUUGCACUGCCUGAACACCCUGACCUCAUCCUCGGCAAAGGCACCAACAACAGAGUGCAGGACACCUCUGUUGUGGAAGAUGACCAGAUCACCCGCCUCCCAGUCAUGCGCAUAGACUCGCUGCGGCGCGAUGCCUGGCCGCUGGAGGCGAUACACAAUGUCCCUCACCC